GGAUAUAUAUUAGGCAAUAGCAUCAUUCAAGGCAUUAAAGGCGGUAGACUGCACAACCUUUCCAAUAUAUUUUGACUGAUACUAGACCUUCACAUUUAGAUCCUGCUUCAGUUUUCACACACACCCCCUUCCCUGUUCUACAAAGAUCCUAUCUUUCACUCCAUAGAUCUCACAAACCCACAUUCACACAUUGCUCACCACCAUGUUUAGACCAAAACCCACAUCAAGAUUCAUCCUUUUAGCCUUCACCCUUCUCCUACUAGUCAAUUUCCCAGCUUCAAUCACAGCCUCUGAACCCACCACUUCUGAAAGUGAAGAUAAUGAAUUGGAGGAGUUACUAGCAUUAGAUGAUGAAGUGGAACAAGAAGAAGAAGAGCAAGGAGGGACUCCUAAUGUGAGGUCUUCAGAGGCAGAGCUGUUAACCAAAGCCCAGAGGAUUGUUCUUGAGCUCAACCAUGACAAUACCAACAGGGUGAUUGACAAGAAUGAGUUUGUUCUGGUUCUUGGGUAUGCUCCUUGGUGUGCCAGAAGUGCUGAGCUUAUGCCUCAAUUUGCUGAGGCUGCAACUUCACUCAGUGAAUUGGGGAGUCCUCUUGUGAUGGCUAAGCUUGAUGCAGAGCGGUAUCCCAAAACGGCGUCGCUGCUUGAGAUCAAAGGGUUCCCUACCCUGCUUCUGUUUGUCAAUGGCACCUCUCAAGUGUACACCGGUGGAUUUUCUGCGGAAGAAAUAGUGAUAUGGGCAAGGAAGAAGACUGGUGAGCCUGUUAUUAGGAUAAGCUCGGUGCCAGCGGCAGAAGAAUUUCUCAAGAAGCAUCAUAUAUUUGUUGUUGGUUUGUUUGAAAAUUUUGAGGGGCCAAACUAUGAAGAAUUUGUGAAAGCAGCAACAGCUGACAAUGCAAUUCAAUUCGUAGAAGUAAGCGACAUUGAUGUUGCCAAUGUUCUCUUUCCAAAUGUAAAACCAGCUAAUCUUUUCCUUGGAAUUGUGAAAAGUGAGGCUGAAAGAUACACUGCAUAUGAAGGGACAUUUGAGAUGGAGCAAAUAUUGAAGUUCUUGGACUAUAACAAGUUUCCAUUAAUUAACAAACUGACUGAAUCAAAUUCUGCCACAGUUUACUCCAGCCCUCUUAAACUUCAGGUCAUUGUCUUUGCAGAAGAAGAUGAAUUCAAGAAGCUUCUGGAGCCUCUUCAGGAUAUUGCUCGACAAUUCAAGUCAGAGAUAAUGUUUAUAUAUAUAGACAUCACAGAUGAAAACCUUGCCAAGCCUUAUUUAACAUUAUUUGGGCUUGAAGAAGCAGAGAGCACUGUGGUGGCUGCUUUUGAUGUCCGAGUCAACUCUAAAUAUCUAUUAGAGUCAAAUCCAACACCAAGCAAUAUAGAGGAGUUCUGCUCAGGGCUUCUGCAUGGCACUUUGUCUCCAUACUUCAAAUCACAAGCAAUACCUAAUAACGCCAAUGAAACUGUCCAUGUCGCUGUUGGAAAGACAUUUGAUGACUUGAUUUUGAAUAACCACAAGAAUGUUCUACUAGAGGUGUUCACACCAUGGUGCAUCACAUGUGAGACCACUAGCAAGCGCGUCGAGAAGUUGGCUAAGCAUUUCAAAAAUUUGGAUAGUUUAUUCUUCGCAAAGAUAGAUGCUUCUGCAAAUGAACAUCCAAAACUGAAAGUAGAUGACUAUCCAACACUCUUAUUUUAUGCAGCCAAUAAUAAAGAGAACCCGAUCAAGCUUUCUACGAAAACCAGCUUGAAGGACCUGGCCACAUCAAUCAACAAACAUGUGAAAGCAAAAGAUGAAGUUGCUAAAGAUGAACUAUAGUAUACAUAUACAAAUUGGUCUACAAGAACUCUCAUAUAGGAUAUGAUACUGAUUACUUAGUGAUUUGUUACCAGAAUUUUGAAAGAACAAUAGGCCCAAGGAAUUGGUUAAGGUCUCACUUUUGUCCCAAAAACGUUGAAUCAGCAGUCUUGUUGGCCCCUUUUCCUCAUAAAAUUAGCUGUCUAGCUAUAGGCGCAUAUUUCUCGAAUAUUAUGACAUUGUUGUCGCAAUACCUAGUGACAAUCUUGUUUGCUUGA
This is a messenger RNA of Rosa rugosa (rugosa rose), 2070 nucleotides long. RefSeq names its product protein disulfide isomerase-like 1-6. Gene Ontology annotation, molecular function: protein disulfide isomerase activity. The record is from RefSeq and is a predicted model, not a curated record. Gene Ontology annotation, cellular component: endoplasmic reticulum. Lineage: Eukaryota; Viridiplantae; Streptophyta; Magnoliopsida; Rosales; Rosaceae. Gene Ontology annotation, biological process: protein folding; response to endoplasmic reticulum stress. Bases 203 to 1813 code for a protein of 536 amino acids. The transcript has 12 exons.